This is a messenger RNA of Cyphellophora attinorum, 1734 nucleotides long. RefSeq names its product Protein kinase C-like protein. The transcript has 2 exons. The record is from RefSeq and is a predicted model, not a curated record. Lineage: Eukaryota; Fungi; Ascomycota; Eurotiomycetes; Chaetothyriales; Cyphellophoraceae. The coding region runs from base 1 to 1734 and encodes 577 amino acids. Gene Ontology annotation, molecular function: protein serine/threonine kinase activity; ATP binding. Gene Ontology annotation, biological process: protein phosphorylation.
AUGUCCAUGAUCGUGGCAAAUGAGAUCCUUGAGACUAUCACACGAAACAAGGCCCACAACAAGAGCGCGUCGGUGAGCUCUGGCCUGAGCGCCAAGACGUUGCGACCACAGUCCGGUGCUCGACCUGGGCCACAGUCCCCGAAUCAAAGCUUCAUCUCGGAUGGCUCGACGCUUACCCCUCAGCGAACACAGACAUAUGACGAGCCUCCCUCAGCGGCUGCUGUCUCUGCAGCUCAGAAUAUGUACGGCCAGACACAAACAGCGCCACAGUCACCUCGACAUCAGAAUCGGCCUCCUCAGGAGCGAACAACUUCUUCUGCUGCUAUAUCAGCAGCGGCAGCGGCAGCCGCUGGACGACCGACUUCGCAGCCAUAUGACCGAGCGACCUCGGAUUAUGGUCCCACGAAGCCUCAAGAUCGAUAUGCCAACGCUCGUCCGCCGGCAGCAGAGAUGAACCCUCCUGCACAUGCUUCCUACGAUCCCCGAGCCUACGACCAAUACAACAGACAGCAGCAGCAUGUUCAGCAACAACAAAUGCAGCAACAGCCAACGCCCAUUUCGCCGGCACCACAACAGCGACCUCAGCCUCCGCCACAGCAGCCAUCAUAUACGCCCUCGCCAGCUCUGGCACAGCAAGCACCUCCCCAACAGCAACAGCCUCGAACACAGCCUCAGCAACAGCAGCAAGUUGCCAAGAAGGAUCAGGGUCUUCCUCAGGGACGGGGACCAGGUCCUCGGAUUGGACUCGACCAUUUCAACUUUCUCGCUGUUCUUGGCAAAGGUAAUUUCGGAAAAGUCAUGUUGGCUGAGGCCAAGAAUUCGAAGAAAUUAUACGCCAUCAAAGUACUCAAGAAGGAAUUCAUUAUUGAGAACGAUGAGGUGGAGUCGACCAAAUCGGAAAAGCGGGUCUUCCAGAUCGCAAACAAGGAACGCCAUCCUUUCCUACUCAACCUGCACGCCUGCUUCCAAACCGAAACCCGUGUCUACUUCGUUAUGGAGUACAUCUCCGGCGGUGAUCUCAUGUUACACAUCCAACGCGGCCAAUUCGGACUGAAGCGUGCUCAAUUCUAUGCUGCCGAAGUCUGCCUUGCGCUAAAGUACUUCCACGAGAAUGGUGUUAUCUACAGAGAUCUGAAGCUCGACAACAUUCUCCUUACGCUUGAUGGUCACAUCAAGAUUGGUGAUUAUGGUCUGUGCAAGGAAAACAUGUGGUUUGGCUCCACUACUUCAACAUUCUGCGGCACGCCGGAGUUUAUGGCCCCCGAGAUCUUGCUAGACAAGAAGUACGGCCGCGCUGUCGACUGGUGGGCAUUUGGUGUUUUGAUCUACCAGAUGCUGCUCCAGCAGUCGCCCUUCCGUGGCGAGGACGAGGAUGAGAUCUACGAUGCGAUCCUGGCAGACGAACCACUGUAUCCGAUUCACAUGCCUAGGGACUCGGUGUCGAUACUACAGAAGCUGCUGACUCGUGAACCUGAUUUACGGCUAGGGAGCGGUCCGGGCGAUGCGCAGGAGAUAAUGAGCCAUGCAUUUUUCAAAGGAGUCAACUGGGACGAUGUAUACAACAAGCGAUUACCAACCCCUUUCAAGCCAGCCAUCAAGGACGCAAAAGAUACCAGCAACUUCGAUCAGGAGUUUACCAGCGUCACGCCGGUGCUGACCCCGGUGCAGAGUGUGCUCUCGCCCGCCCACCAAGAAGAAUUCAGAGGCUUCUCGUACUCGGCCGAGGAUAUUUGA